GCGGGGUUUAUCAAUGAAAACGUCAAUAGUAACGAUAAUGUUGAUGACGAUUGUUAUAGUAUUUUUAAUAAUCAUAAACAUGAUCUUAAUAUGAUUCAUUUCAUAUAUUUCAAUUAAAUGAUAAUAAUAGUAAUAAUGAAUUUGAUGAUAUUUGAUAAUGAUGAUGCUGAUGGUAAUGAUGAUGAUGACGAUGACGAUGAUGGCUCUGACAAUGACAUCAACAAACCGAAACAACGACUUCAUAAUCUGAAGAAGACAAACUAUUUUGCAAAGCCUAUCAAGAAUAAUGAUAACCAUUAUUGGUAA
Porites lobata is the source of this 306-nucleotide messenger RNA. Lineage: Eukaryota; Metazoa; Cnidaria; Anthozoa; Scleractinia; Poritidae. The record is from the annotation of a GenBank genome assembly.